UGUAUAAUUUUGAAAGAAGGCGGUAGAUUAUAAUAUAUCUCAUAAUAUCCUUAGAUUUAUCUAAUUACCUGUUAAAGAUUUUUAUCCUUUCCUGUGUAAAAACACAUCGCUUUUUUUUGAUAAAAUGCUUUGGCAUACAUGAGAUGAUAAAAAUGCCUCAGGAGUUCCAUGUUGUACAGUGUUAUAGUUGUCAGACAUUUCAAGUUCAUCAAGUGAAGAAAACAACAAAAUGGGCCUGCAAGAUGUGUGGAGAAAAACAGUCAUUGAAAAAGGUUUACGGUAGAGGAACCGGUGUCGAGUGUAGACAACAUGUUCAGAGACUGAACACAUUAAGAGCUGACCUUGACCAACAAACAGAAAGGGUACCAUCAUUAUAUGAUAGAACAGAUCCCCAUGAUAACGAAAACAAACAGAUAUAUAGAGGAAGUCAAAACUUUCAUGACUAUGAUCAAGCUGAAGAAUUUUCUCAGCAAAAUAAAGGAACAAAAUGGACAAUGUUUGUAGAGGAGAAUAGCAGUAACACUGUAAAUGAUGAUGAUGAUGAAGGUAGAUUCACCACUGAUGCACAAACAAUCAAGCAAGCUGGGAAAAGGAAAAGGGAGAAGAAUCCUGAUCUUGGUCAGAAACUGAACAAUAAGAGGGGAAAAUUCACAAAUUUUAUUGAUGAUGAUGACCCAAGUGAUUACCAAAAUUCUGAUAUGGACAGGAUAGCAGCUGAAGAUUCUCUUUUAGAAAAGUAUGAAAACAGGUCCAUGUUUAGUGGAAGGGAAAUUGAGUACAGAUAUAAUUUACCGGACAAAUUUAACACAUUUCAAAAUGAAUAUGCCAGGAAAGAAGGAUCCAAUUAUUUAGUUAAUAAUUCUUCUUCCUUCACGGAAAGGGAGACAACUGUGACUGUUUGUGCUGAAAAUAUUACCAACACUAGUGAUCACCCUUCUACCUCUGAUAGAAAUAAAGCUCAUGGUGAUAAUAGAAAUAAAAAUAGUAAUACAGCAGUGAAUUCAAAAUGGGGAAUGUUUGCUGAGAAUGAUAUAUCUUCACAUGAUGAUGAAACAGACUCCUCUCAAAUACCACCUGACGAAUUGUACGAUUCAAGACCUUAUUUGACCUUUGACCCAGAAGAAAUUGAAAACCCAAAUGAAACGGUACCAGUCAAGCUAGAAGAAGCAUAUGAUAAUUUAUAUGAGUUGAACCAGGAAGUAAGUGACACAAGUCUAACAAAACCUGAUGGCAAAUUCAAGAGUUGUGCAGAUAAACCAUUGCAUAAUUCUUCCAAAUGGUCUGGAUUUCUAGCCACUGAAAAUACUGCAAACCAUUCUGAAGCUGGAACCUCCAAUAAAUGUACUGGUUUAAACAACUAUAAGAAACUUACACACAGUGUUGACCAUCAACGUGAUCAAGGGCAUAAUAAAUCAUCUAAAAGGACAUAUCAUUUUGGACCAGAUCAUAAUGUUAAAGUUGCAUAUGAUCGGCAAACUGGUGAAAGUCCCAAAGAUGCUGAGAAAGAAAACUCCCUUUUAAGUGGCAAAAAAUCGAAACGGGAAGCAAUAAUUGGCACCGAGUGUGAGGACAAGUUUAGCGUUGAUAAUAAAAAGAAGACUUACACUCAAGGUUCUGUAGCUAAACUUAAAGUUGGACAGGAGUUUAAUGAGAAUAGUUUAAGUUAUAAAAAAGGUGACAGGAGAGGUGAUGUAGGUAACAUUAGUAAAUUGGAUGAAACUGAAAAUGUUGCCCCUGUAUUUACUACAGGAGAAUUGGAUGAUGCAGACUUUGAACUUUAGAGUUAUGUUAGUAAAUAGAUUAUUAUUUAAGAAAUUUUAUAUUUAAUAUUUGAAAAAUUGAACAAGAACAAUUAAUGCUCUAUUUUUGCUGUUAGCUGAUUGUUUUGUUUGGAACUAUUAACUUUUGUACUAUAUGUUUUUUUCUUUUAACUGUUACUUAUUACAAUAAAUAAUGAUAAAUUUUAUAAGAUUAGAAUAGAACUUCUUUGUAAAAAAUAUUAUAAGUAUAGUAAAAAUACAUAAUGAAAAUGUAUUAAAUGAAGUGGUCUUGAAUACAGGCAAAUAUUUUAAGAUGUAUUCCUUUAACCAGAAGGAUUGAAUGUUUAAGCAUUACUGGAGUUAUUUUCUUUUGGUUCUACCAGGAUCUUUCAAAUUUCUAUUUGAAAGACCCUGGUUUAACCAGCACUGGUUAGGUUAGGAGUGAAAUAAGUUUUGUAACAAUCAGGCUGUUCCAAAUAAAGUUUAAACUUAUCAAGUCUGUUAAAAAUGACAUCAUUUUGUUAGUAAUUUUAAAGUUUAUUUACAUUUGUUGGGCACUUAUAGUAUGACAGAAAUAGAGAGAAAUAGAGGUAAUUAAAUGAAUAUAGGUUUAUAUUGGAUAAAAUAAGUUGAGUAAAAUUAUACUAGCAUAAGCAAUAGGAAGAGCAUCAAACCACAAGCUUUCUGAUUUGUACGAGGGGGCGUAGCCCCCCCCCCCCCC
Molecule: messenger RNA, 2481 nt
Organism: Ruditapes philippinarum (Manila clam)
Lineage: Eukaryota; Metazoa; Mollusca; Bivalvia; Venerida; Veneridae
Exons: 5
Coding region: 144-1781 (545 amino acids)
Biological process (GO): mitotic G2 DNA damage checkpoint signaling
Cellular component (GO): nucleus
Molecular function (GO): chromatin binding
Source: RefSeq, a predicted model, not a curated record